This is a messenger RNA of Vanrija pseudolonga, 543 nucleotides long. RefSeq lists its product as uncharacterized. The transcript is spliced from 4 exons. NCBI's taxonomy places the organism in Eukaryota, Fungi, Basidiomycota, Tremellomycetes, Trichosporonales, Trichosporonaceae. Bases 1 to 543 code for a protein of 180 amino acids. The record is from RefSeq and is a predicted model, not a curated record.
AUGUGCGAGGCGCGCCGCGAUCGCGCCGGCCUUGCCCGACCGAUACAGCCGAUACCCACGCCCGAGGGCCUCGGUGGCCGCCUUGAACUUGAGGAGCUGGGAGCCGGGGAAGGCCGAUCGAGCCGCAGGCGUUGGGGAUCUGAGCGAGCGAGCGCGCAAGCGUCAGCGUGCGAGUUCUGGCGGCUUGGCUGCAGCGGCUCUGCUUUUCUUGUGCUGACGCCUCGCUCGCCCUUCGGGCUCGCUACGGCUCGCUACCUCACCGUCUGCUUGAUCCACCACACGUCCUUGCCGUCCCACUUGCCCUCGCCGUCGCUCUCCUCCUUCUCGCGGGCGGCAGCGAGCUCGCCGCGCGAGGGGAACAGGAGGAGGACGGCCUUGACGGGCUGGGGGACAAACGAGAGGAACUCUUCGUCGAGGGAGAAGAGGUCCUGGAAGCUGAGGGGCGAGUUUGGGAGGCCAAGCGCGCGCGACCACUGCAGGCUUACAUCAGGCGAGGCCUCGAGGGGGACCCAUUUGGACUGCGACAUUGUGGGGAGUGAAUGA